Messenger RNA from Paramecium tetraurelia, 837 nucleotides. RefSeq lists its product as uncharacterized. The transcript has 5 exons. The record is from RefSeq and is a predicted model, not a curated record. Gene Ontology annotation, cellular component: cytosol. Gene Ontology annotation, biological process: regulation of dephosphorylation; regulation of signal transduction. Lineage: Eukaryota; Ciliophora; Oligohymenophorea; Peniculida; Parameciidae. Gene Ontology annotation, molecular function: protein phosphatase 2A binding.
AUGAAAUAAAAACAGAACAUCUCAAAUUUUUUUUUUGGCCAUAUUAUGUUGGUUGGGCAUUAACAUAAAUAAUAGAAUGUCGAAACCUCUAAUUAUUAUGCGAUGGAAUUUUUAAAACUAUUAAAACAUUACGAAAUCCUAAAAGGGAAUCAAUUAAAAUAAUUUAAAUCCAUGUUGGAAAAUGAUACUUUUUAAAUUAAUAGAGAUUGUAAGAUAGCCAACUAAAAAAUGUAUUUUUGGUAAUAAAGACUUUAGAAUUUAUAAAAGUAGGAUGAUAAUAAAUUAUCGAGAGAAAUUAUAAAAUUGCAAUUAAAUUAAAAAAUUAUAUCUUCACUUGAUAUAUUGAAUAAUAAUUAAUAGGAAUUGGAGAUACUAAAUUUUAAAUCACAAUUGAAAAAAGAUAAAUAACUUCAAUAGCAAUAUUAGGAGCAGUAAGAAAAGCCAAUCCCAAAAAUGAAAGUCUGGAAUAUUCAAAAACCCACUAUGCAACCCUAAUUCUUUGAUCCACACUGUCAAAAUUGCUAAACCGAAGCAGAGUUCAGGCAAAAUCACGUUGCCGAAGUUUGGUAACCUAAUGCAGCCAGACUUCCGAAUAUGACAUUAGAAGAAUUUGCUGAUUCAGAGAUGAAAUUUGCCAAAGAUUAAGAAGUAAAAAUGAAAAAAGCACAAGAAGAACAACUAAAAUUAGAGUAGGAUAAGGAUGAUGAUAAAGAUUAUUGGGCAGAUUAGUAAACAUCAAAAGAUAGAAACUGGGAUGAUUGGAAAGAUGACAAUGAAAAGGAGCUGGUAAUAAAAUGGGUAGAUGAUAUAUAAUACAUCAUUAUUUUGAUUUUAUGA